AUGGUUCUGAUGACAGUUGGGUGCCGAAGGAUUCAGUAUUCGGAAGAAUCGGUUAAACGAAGAGCUUCUGGUGUUAUCUCAUUGAGGGUGUACGUGUGCCAUAAAGAGGGCUUUCAUGGGAACAAGAAGGAGGAGUGGGAAGUAAAGAACCCAAAGCUGUAUGAGAGAACUGGUUGCCUUGCAGCCUUGACCCUUAAAAUUACAAACAAUGGCAAGUAUCGCGUGACUGACUUUGAGGCAAAGCAUAACCAUCCACUUGUUAUACCAAACAAAGCUCACAUGAUAAAAUGGCGGAGAAUAAGUAAGGAUCGUGGUGUUUUAGCUGAGGAUUCCAGGAUGAUACCAAGAGCUGAUGAUGAGGUUAUGAAUGGGCAUGCUGGUGACCAUCAGCAUUUUAUCAACCCUUCCCAAACUUAUAAAAAUUAUUUACGGUCAAAGCGUGCAAGUGCUGUAUUGCCGGGAGAUGCAGGAGCUGCAUUGCAGUAUGUGCAGGAGAGGCAAAUUGAUGAUCCAUCAUUUUUUUAUGCUGUACAGCUUGAUAAGGAAGAUCAGGUGGCAAAUAUUUUCUGGGCAGAUGGAAAGUCUAUAAUUGACUAUGAUUACUUUGGAGACGUGAUGUGUUGUGACACUACAUAUCGAUCAAAUAACUAUGGUAGGCCAUUUGCACAAUUUAUUGGUGUGAAUCACCACAUGCAAACGGUAUUCUUUGGUGCUGCAUUGUUAUAUAAUGAAACCAUUGAAUCUUUCAAGUGGAUGUUUGAGACCUUAAAGGCGGCUAUGUCUGGGAAACAACCCAAGGUAAUUUGGGUAGAACAGUCUACAGAAAUUAGCGAUGCAAUUGCUGCAGUGUGGCCAGGUACAGUUUGUCAUUUUUCCAUGUGGCACGUCUACCAUGAUUCUGCUAAACAUCUGAGUUUUGCCUUCCAGGUCUCCAAAACAUUUGCACUUGAUUUUAGCAAAUGUGUCUAUGAAAUUGAGGAGGAGGAAGAAUUUCAAUCAUUGUGGAAAGAAAUGUUGGAGAAGUAUGAUCUUAAAGACAAUCAAUGGCUGGCAAAGUUGUAUGAGGAUAGGGAAAAAUGGGCCUUGACACAUAGCCAGCAUAUAUUUUGUGCAGACAUGAAAAGCACAUUACGGAAGGAAGACUUGAGCACCCAGCUAAAACAAUGGUUACAUCCGGAACUUGAUCUUUUGCAGUUUUUAAAGCAUUAUGAAAAAGCAAUAGAUGAUCGUAGGCAUGCUGAACUACAAGCUGAUUUCCAAGCUUGCCAAAUUUCCCCGACCAUACCCCCUACAAGAAUGUUAAAGCAAGCUGCAAAUGUAUAUACGCCUGAAGUGUUUAAACUGUUUCAGAGGGAGUUUGAAAUGUCUAUGGAUUGUUUGGUCUACACUGGUGGUGAGCUUGGACCCAUAGCAGAUUACAAGGUAGCAGCUGAGGGGGACCCUACAGAAUAUGUUGUUAGAGUUGACAUUUCAGAUGGUACACUCAUUUGUAGUUGCAAAAAAUUUGAGUUCAUGGGAAUUCAAUGCUGUCAUGUGCUGAAAGUGCUUGAUAUUGUUAAUAUUAAAGAACUACCACAACGUUACAUCUUGAAGCGGUGGAGAAAAGAUGCUAAGGCUGGGAGCAUGAGAGAUAAUUGUGGAUUUGCAUUUAUUGGUGACUCCACAUCAUCUAAAGCAAAACGUUAUGGUUCUUUGUGUCGCAUUUUCAAUAAAAUUGCAGCAAGGGCUGCUGAAUCUCUGGAGGCAUAUACAUUAAUUGAAGGGCACCUAGAUCAACUUAUGGACCAUGUAUAA
Elaeis guineensis (African oil palm) is the source of this 1794-nucleotide messenger RNA. Lineage: Eukaryota; Viridiplantae; Streptophyta; Magnoliopsida; Arecales; Arecaceae. The record is from RefSeq and is a predicted model, not a curated record.